AUGGACUAUAACUCUGUGGAUGAAUACAAUUCAGUAUUGUUUAAGAUAGUCUCAAUGAUGAGACUUUGUGGUGAGGAAGUAACCGAGAAAGAGUUGCUUGAUAAAACAUUCUCCACGUUCCAUUCGACGAACGUGUGGCUGCAACAACAAUAUAGAGAGAGAGGCUUCGCCUUAUACACUGAUCUGAUCUCGUGCCUACUCCUGGCCGAGGCUAAUAAUGAACUCCUGAUGAAAAACAGUGAGAUGAGACCUAUCGGAACAGCAGCAAUACCAGAAGCCAAUGAGGCUGAAAAGAAAGAUCCCAAAGAGUGCAACCAUGUCCAUGAUGAUAAGAGAUCACGCGGCAAAGGCCGUAGUAGAUACAAAGGACGUGGCCGUGACAACUACUCAUAUGGCCGGCAAGGAAACCACAAUAACUGUGGUCGUGGUUCCAGCUAUGGCCGUGGCCGAGGCAGUUAUGGCCGUGGCCGAGGCAGUUAUGGCCGUGGCCAAGGCAGUUAUGGCCGUGGCCGAGGCAGUUAUGGCCGUGGUCGAGGCGGCAUAUCUAAACCGUCUAACUCGACCAAAUCAGCUUGUCACAGAUGCGGGAUGAGUAACCAUUGGGCCAAGAAUUGUAGAACCCCUAAACAUCUAUGUGAGCUCUAUCAAGAGAGCCUUAAGAACAAGAACCCGGAAGCCCAUAUGGUUCAUGAUACCGGGUAUGAUGCUGAUGAUGAUUCCGACCUUGAAAAGGACGACCUCUUGGAUUUUGAGACAUCUGAUUGUCUCAAAGACUAA
Brassica napus (rape) is the source of this 777-nucleotide messenger RNA. RefSeq lists its product as uncharacterized. The coding region runs from base 1 to 777 and encodes 258 amino acids. The transcript has a single exon. Lineage: Eukaryota; Viridiplantae; Streptophyta; Magnoliopsida; Brassicales; Brassicaceae. The record is from RefSeq and is a predicted model, not a curated record. Gene Ontology annotation, molecular function: zinc ion binding; nucleic acid binding.